AUGCUCGCCUCUCGCAUUCGAACCCGUCCUCUCUUCCAGGCCAUCAGGCUGCGAGCCCUCCACAAGGAGUCCCACUCGCCCAGCACCAAAGGGAGCGAAUUGUUCGUUGCAUCGACCUUUCCCGAUAAUUUUGACGCCCCCGAAUUCAUCUCCGAGCGCCAGAAGGAUGCGCAGACCGUACGGAUGGGCAAGUGGGAGGAGAUGAACGCCAGCACUAGCGAGGCUUCUAUCAAAGCGGAUAGAGGCGAGAUCCAAGAAGCGACGCCGGCGAAGAAGAAGGAUGUGAUACUCGAGGAGGCGCCGAGAUUGGAUGAGAUGUAG
Molecule: messenger RNA, 321 nt
Organism: Penicilliopsis zonata CBS 506.65
Lineage: Eukaryota; Fungi; Ascomycota; Eurotiomycetes; Eurotiales; Aspergillaceae
Exons: 3
Coding region: 1-321 (106 amino acids)
Source: RefSeq, a predicted model, not a curated record